Messenger RNA from Galeopterus variegatus (Sunda flying lemur), 3220 nucleotides. It is a transcript of the gene SLC14A1, whose product is annotated as solute carrier family 14 (urea transporter), member 1 (Kidd blood group). Gene Ontology annotation, molecular function: urea transmembrane transporter activity. Gene Ontology annotation, cellular component: membrane. Lineage: Eukaryota; Metazoa; Chordata; Mammalia; Dermoptera; Cynocephalidae. Gene Ontology annotation, biological process: urea transmembrane transport. The coding region runs from base 186 to 1340 and encodes 384 amino acids. The transcript has 10 exons. The record is from RefSeq and is a predicted model, not a curated record.
CUCCCGCCAGCACUAUCUCCUCUGGAGCACUCUCCCUUUUAAUAGAGCCCUGCAGGUCUUUAUCAGCCGUUGCCUUCUGCCCUGGGAAGCCAGCUGGAGUCUUUAAAGAAAACUGAGCACCUCCUGCCACUUAAAAUCAAAAACUACCUAAAAUAAAGAUUAUAGAGCCAGAGGAAGAGAACACCAUGGAGGACAGCGCCACCGUGGUUAAACUGGACAGGCGUAAAAACCAGGUUUCACCAUGUCGAGGGAGGAAGUGCCUCCCCAAGGCUCUUGGUUAUGUCACCGGUGAUAUGAAAGAAUUUGCCAGCUGGCUUAGAGACAAACCUGUGAUACUCCAGUUUGUCGACUGGGUUCUUCGGGGCAUAUCCCAAGUUGUGUUCGUCAGCAACCCCAUCAGUGGAAUCCUGAUUCUGAUGGGACUUCUGGUCCAGAACCCCUGGUGGGCUCUCAAUGGCUGUUUGGGGACAUUGGUCUCCACUCUGACAGCUCUCUUGCUCAGCCAAAACAGGUCAACAAUAGCAGCCGGGCUGCAGGGCUACAAUGGCACCCUGGUGGGAAUACUCAUGGCUGUCUUCUCAGACAAGGGAAACUAUUUCUGGUGGCUGUUGUUCCCUGUAUCUGCUGUGUCCAUGACUUGCCCAGUUUUCUUAAGCGCAUUGAAUUCUGUAUUCUGCAAAUGGGACCUACCUGUCUUCACCCUCCCUUUCAACAUGGCGUUGUCAAUGUACCUUUCAGCCACUGGACAUUACAAUUUGUUCUUUCCAAGCAAAUUGUUCACGCCCGUGACUUCAGUUCCCAAUGUCAGCUGGUCUGACCUCAGUGCCCUGGAGCUACUGAAAUCUGUGCCAGUGGGGGUUGGUCAGAUAUACGGCUGUGAUAAUCCGUGGACAGGGGGCAUUCUCCUGUGUGCCAUCCUCCUCUCCUCCCCGCUCAUGUGCCUGCACGCUGCAAUCGGGUCGUUGCUGGGGAUAGCAGCAGGACUCAGUCUUGCAGCUCCAUUUGAGGACAUCUACUUUGGCCUCUGGGGUUUCAACAGCUCUCUGGCCUGUAUUGCAAUGGGAGGAAUGUUCGUGGCACUCACCUGGCAAGCUCACCUCCUGGCUCUUGCCUGCGCCCUGUUCACUGCCUACCUUGGAGCCAGCAUGACACACCUAAUGGCUGGGGUCAGAUUGCCACCUUGUACCUGGUCCUUCUGUUUGGCCACAUUACUGUUCCUCUUGCUGACCACACAAAACCCCAACAUCUACAGGAUGCCCCUCAAUAAAGUCACUUAUCCUGAAGAAAACCGCAUCUUCUACCUACAAGCCAAGAAAAGGACAGUUGAAAGCCCUUUGUGAGAGAGACCCCAUCCACAGCUGUGGCUGCACGUCAUUUCUGACUCACCGUGCCAGCUGACUUCCAGGGUCUUGGCAAACUAUUGUUUUUCACUAGUAGCAACUUUUGUACUAAUCUGUCAGCGAUCUAUUCUUAUGCUCAUUUUGUAUUUUUCUUUUUGACUCCAGGAAUAUCCUCAAGUAUAUGAUAGCCUCAUCUAGGUGAUGUACUUUAGUGUGGAAUUUUAAACCCCAUUGGGGGGUUAGUGCUAAGACUGUAAUGUACAUACAGUCAAAAUGCUUCAACAGGAAGAAGAAAUGAAGCCAGAACUAAUUAUUGACAUUUAUUGAUAUUCUUGGUGUUUGGCUGGCUAGAGGAUAUUAACAAUAUUAAAAAUUAAGCUCUAUAAACCAACUAAGCCAUAAAGAAUUCACAGUGAUCAAAUUGAAGUCAACCCAGAAUUCUCAGAUAAGCAGUUUGGCUUUUUCAAAUCAAUGCAAGUUACACAUUACAGCUGUGGUCAACACUGCAGAGGCGCAGGCUGAUGGCUGAGCUCGGUCCCCACUUCCUCAGGAGAAUGGCCUCCACGCUGUUCACUGUGUGUGUGGCACUCUCUUCUGGGAGAUGAUAGGGUUUUUUCAGGUAAACAGAGCUUCAGGAGAGAGAAAGGGAUUUUGUCAGUCAUAAUUAUUCUGUGUUGCCACUUUUCUUAGAGAUGGCAAAGGAUUUUUUAGAUAGAGAUUAUUAUUUUUUCUUAUGAUAAAGGAUUUGUUUUUAAUGAGACACAGUAAGAGAAGAUUCUAGCUUAACCAAUUCCUAGAUAGUAAAGAAAACUUACAUAUAUAUAAAAGACUCAGCACAGCUAUUUUUACUAUAACCCCUAAAUUGAUUUUGUAAAUGCCGCAAAUGCAUAAAAUUGUCACCAACCCCUAAGGACCCUUUAAAGUCACAUUUUUAAUUCAUCUGAGAAUGUCUUAUAAAGACUAGAGGUUAAGGUUAAAUUGCUGAUGGGUGUUAUUUUUAGAAGUUGUUGAAUUUCUUACUUAAAAAAAAAAACAACUCAUUAUGUUCUGCACAGAAUCCAAUGGUACUUGAACCACCAAACAGAAACACAGGUAAGGAAUUCUCCUGUUUUCCUCUUUUUAAUUUACCAAUCAUCAGUUCUAUAGAGGUUCUAUGACCAAACUUGCUGAAGAUGGUGGUGGAAAGUUAUUACCUUCCACUUCAGUACAUAUCGGUGCAGUGUUUUGUGGACUGGAAAAGUGAAACUGGAAUUCUAAAGAUGAUUUCCUUUUUGGUUUUACAGUGCUCAGUGCACAUUAUACAGUUUGCUGAAUGAAUCAACACACAUAGGGAAGUAAACCUACAAAUAUUUUAGUCAAAGUUCACAUCUUCCUUUUCUCAGGAAAACAAACAAACAUUUAAAACGUUGCAAUUUAAAAACCCUGUGACCAAAGCCUUUUGAAAUCAUGAAUUUGCAGCUGUCGUAGAUUUGUGGAUAUUCCUGUGGAAAAACUAAAUUUUCAGUAUUUGAGCUGAAAUCUUCCUUGUUAGGGAUUUCUGAAAUAAGAGUUAGGGGAAACAAAUAAAGCAAACAUAACCAAAGGUCACCAGCAGCAAAGAAUCUGGGCCAUGGCUGAGUAAGUCAGAGGCCUCUACAGUGGACCAAGCUUAUCUUCAGAAUGGAGCUCUGGUGUGCUAACUACAGGGUCUUCUCCCUUUGUGCCCACACAGACUUGUAAAUAGGAACAUUGUCUAAUUUAAAUGGUAUUAAUUCUCUCAACACUUUGUUACUAAGUGUUAUCCUAAAAUUGAAUUUUCUUAGGGAACACUUGUAUUUUUUCCUAUUGUUUGUAUAACAAAUUUCUUUGUAAGUAUAGGAAUAAAUUAUACUCACAGCUCA